ACAGUCGUCUAGAAUUUAUUCUUUUUCCGCUUCUGAUCGCAAUAUCUGACGCGCUACCGCCCGGUCUGGUUAUAACCAAGCAGUGAGUUGUGUGGAAAAUCUCUUUUCGGCUCGCGCAUCCUCGUGGUAGAUAAACCUCCAACUCCCACACAAGUUUUCACCCAAACUUGCCACGAGAUUUUAAGGGACAACAGUCACACGAGAAUUAUCUACAUGGAUAGUUUGAAUAAUUAUGGAAAGACCAUCCUACGUGACGUGAUGAAGCGUUUUGUACCCCGAAAUUUUUUUGGGAGUCCUUUACGCAACAUGCCCAUAUCAGAAUUUAGAAAGAAGAAACUUCUCUAUGUCUUCCAUGUUUUUUUCGAUGUAAAUCAAAGCGGAACUAUCGACAGGAAAGAUUUCGAACUCGCUAUUGGAAAAAUAUGUUCACUAAGAGGUUGGCCACGUGAUACACCCGAAUAUAGAAAAACUUUCGACAGUAUGAUUAAUAUUUGGGAAGGUUUAAAACAGAGAGCUGAUUCCAACAAAGAUGGACAGGUUAGUGUAGAAGAAUGGGCGAUAAUGUGGGACGAGUUCUCCAAAGAUUCCUCAAAUCCUCUUGAAUGGCAGACUCAAUACAUGCGUUUUAUGUUCGAAAUGGAGGAUUCCAGUGGAGACGGCGCCAUCGACGUAGACGAAUUCAGUGGAGUUUGUUCCUGCUACGGAUUAGAUGAGUCCGAGUGCAGACAAGCUUUCGAAAAAAUGGCACAAGGAAAACACAGUGUGAACUACGACGAGUUUGAAACGUUAUGGAAACAAUUUUUCAUUUCGGAAAAUCCAUCCGAUCCUGGAAACUUCAUCUUUGGAAAAACUACUUUUUAAUAAAUGUUGAUGUAAUUCAUCCAUAUUAUCACCUAGUAUCUUUUUUUAUUAAAUCCAUAAGUACUAUAUUGAUGUUGAUGAUAAGAUAUAUUGGCAAGACGGAAAACUCCUUAAAAAUAAUAUUAUUGAAAUAGUAACAGCAGGUACGACAGGCAAUGAGAUGAUUUCUGACUGAUUUGGUCCUGAAUAAGUUAAUAAUCUUUAUAAAUCGUGUAUCCUACUUAAUCUGCAUAUUAAAUUUUAUUGGAAUGUAUAUUAUAAAUAACAGGAUUCGUGAGCUAUAUGUAAAAUAUUGUAAAAACAAUAAAAACUAUUCCAAUAAUGAA
Molecule: messenger RNA, 1187 nt
Organism: Diorhabda sublineata
Lineage: Eukaryota; Metazoa; Arthropoda; Insecta; Coleoptera; Chrysomelidae
Gene: Scp2
Product: calexcitin-1
Exons: 7
Coding region: 214-861 (215 amino acids)
Molecular function (GO): calcium ion binding
Source: RefSeq, a predicted model, not a curated record